Molecule: messenger RNA, 935 nt
Organism: Penicilliopsis zonata CBS 506.65
Lineage: Eukaryota; Fungi; Ascomycota; Eurotiomycetes; Eurotiales; Aspergillaceae
Exons: 2
Coding region: 75-887 (270 amino acids)
Cellular component (GO): transcription factor TFIIH holo complex
Source: RefSeq, a predicted model, not a curated record
CAACAUAAGUGUUAUCUUCAUCCACGUCGUGAUAGCUCGAGGCACUUGUCGAGGCUUAAGCAUAAUAGGUGGUUAUGGACUCUUUCUCUUCUACCUCCGGAGGCUUCCUCCAACCUGGCAUCACAUCCCCCACCCCGUCAGCUUCCACCGCGACACCCUCGCACCUUCCGAAACCCAGAGCCCAUCCGUUGCGAGCCGGGAGCACGAAAGAGACGGCCGUGAUCAACCAUAUCGACCAGGCCCUCCUUACCAUCAACCGGCGCCACGCGAAGAAAUUCAGCAGCGCCCUGGAGGAAACUCAUGGGAGCGGGACGAGCGGGUAUGAGAGUUUCAAGGAGGUCGCCACGGAUAUCGAUGCGAUUGUCGAUAUUCUCUGGGUGAGCGGCACGCCGUCACUUGAAAUUCCAUACCUGAUUUCGCUCGCGGGAAUGGUCACCUCCUAUCUACCCGAGUAUCCGUUCUCGGCGCGGCCCACGUUCCGGCUACUGAGGAAGCUGGAUACGGUGUUUGCAUCGCUUUUGCUGGGCGAGGAUGUAGACACGGGCGCUCCACUGCCGGGAUUUGAAGGCCGUCGCAAUCUUAUCUCUAUGACGGAGAAGGUGCGGAUCAAGAGUAUCGCUGAGACGUGUCGGAUUGCGGUCGUAGAAGCGAGAGAGACGCAAGAUGCGCCGAUUGAAGAGCUUAAUGACGACGAUGACGACGAUGCGGACUUUGAAAGUGAGAAUGAAAUGGCGGAUAUCUUGGGGGUUGAGGACUACGGCGACGCCCCGGGACGGUGGGAAAUGGAGGCCGCAAGGGUAUAUGAGAAGACUAUCCAACUGCUUGGAGACGAGCUCGGGAAACAAGGUGAUUUGUGUAAUAUAGAUGAGCUUGAUCAGCAAUCAUGAAACGACAUGUCUAUAUUCUAUGAUUAUACGUUUAUUACGGAGAUUCAC